AUGGCAACUACUUCACCAUCAAAACAACAACAACCACAACAACAACAAAAUAAGAGUAACAACAAUGCUCCCCUAUCACAGUUCUCUGAUAAUGAUGAUUUCUUAUCUUCACUCAAUACUUUUGUUAAAAAGAAUGAAAAAGGAUUAAAGGAUGGAACAGAAACAUUGUUUCUUAAUCCAGCAUGUUUGGAAUCAUUGAGUAUGUUUAUCAGUGGAAAAAGAGUAUCGUUUAGAGUAUCAAAGAGUGAUUUAUUGGAUUUAUCAUACUUGUUGUCUUUGGUUGUUCAUUUAAAAAUUGAUUCAAAUAGACCAGAGGUAUUGGAAAAGUAUAAAGAAAUGAAUUUAGCUAUAUUUAAAUGUUUAAGAGUUUUGGAAUUAACAUAUGUAAAACCAGCAUUAAUUAUUAAUUUAUUGGAUAUUUCAAAGACACUGACAAAGAUUAUUGUUCACGAAUCAUUAUAUUCAUUGGAUGAAAUGGUGAUUGUUGAAGAUGAGGAAAAGUUACCAGGCUUUGCAGAAAUGUCAAGAAAAAACUAUGAUCUUUCCGAUGCGACAGAAAUCCAGAAUCGUAGGUUUCAAGAAAUCUACCAACGUAAUGGUAUUUGGUCUUUACUUAAAGUAUUGGAUUGUUCAUUUAAUUAUAUUCCAAAAAUUGAUACUUCUGCUUUUUCUCUUAGUAAUUUGGAAAAAUUAAACUUGGAAGGUAAUUUAAUUUCAAAGAUUGAGAAUUUACAAGAAUGUAUUUCACUACGAAUGCUUAAUCUUUCAUUCAACCGUAUUUCAACAACUGAAACAAUCUUUGAAACUUUGGGUUGUGUAAGCCAUCUCUCUUUGAAUGGCAAUCUUUUGACAACUGUUGAUGGAUUAAACAAGUUGUAUGGUUUGGAGUAUCUCGAUGUUGGACGUAACAAAAUCCAAGAAGUCGAGGAAAUAUUCAAACUUCGUACUCUACCUCAUAUUAAAUGUUUGAUUGUCGAGGGUAAUCCAUUAUGUGAAAUUAAAUUAUAUAGAGGUUUAAUUCUUUGUUCAUUUUUUGAAGAGCAUGUAGCAAGAAUAGAAACAAUUGAAUUUUAUUUGGAUAAUAUUGAUAUUACAAUGGCAGAUGUUGAAUUUGUUAGAAAGUAUAGUGGCGCAAAACAUGCAUCGAUGAGUUCAUUUGGAGUGUCAUCUUCACCAAGUAGAAGAUCGACCAAGAUCAAACCAAUGAGCAAAGACGAUUCUUCGCCAUCACUUUUGAUUGCUCCUACUGCCCGUAUCACCAAGCAGUCGUCUGAUGCUACAACACCAUCCAAGACAAUUGCUGGUGCCAAUACUAGUACUAGCAACAACAAUGUACACUCGGUUGUUGGUAGCGUCCAAAUUCCAUUCCAAAGAGUGGUCGAUUUCCAACACCCAGAUGUCGAAGCAUUUGAGGACGAGUUGGAUAAUAGUGGCUUCCAUAAAAAGCCAGAAGACAAGUUUGUCACUGAAAAGGACUUGAAGGAAAAGAUUGACAAGUUGAGAGCCGAGGGUGGCAAUGCCUGGCUCAAGAUUCUAAAUGAAAUGCAAGAACAACAAAACCAAAAAUAUGACAAGCCCGCCGUCUUGUCCACAACCAAUGAAUUUUUAGUGAAUCAGUCGUCAUCGUCAUCGUCCAACACAUCGCCAGCACUAGUCACCACCUCACCAGCUGUCGGUAAUACUACACCCAAGAAAACAGUGAUUGUUAAAAAGAAGCAAAUCAAAAAGAUUAAAAAGUCGGGUUCUGGAUCAUCAACACCCAAUUCACAAGAUGGUAUUGUUUCGUCGCCUGCCGUCCCAUCGCCACAACAACAAGCAUCACCACAACCACAUCAACCACCAAAACAAUCGCUCCUCUCUCAAUCGCCAUCGACCAACAGCACUACCCCACCCAUCAACACUGUAACACCAACCUCCUCAUCACCAGCCACCACUCCAACCGUCUCUAAAGAGGAAAAGGAAGAAUUGGAAGCAUUGUCAUCAACCUCUAGAACUACAACCAACUCUCGGCCAAAAUCUACCAUGUACACCAAUAGCACAGUCUCUAAUCAUUUUUCAUCACAAUCUUCCAACAACACCUCGACUACUACCAGUGCACCAGUUGGAGGUGAAGACACCACCCCAUCAAAGUUUAGACCAAAGACUACUCACUUUUCAAAUACCACUGUUCACAAUUCAUUCAAACAACAAUUGUCUGAACAAAAACAAGAUACAAUGGCACCCAGAAAGGGAACUUUAAAAGAGAGUUUGAGUUUGGCCGCACAAUCCAAUGUCAAGUUGUUAUGUGAACCAUUCUUUGUUGUAAAAUAUUCUUCCAAUCAAGAUUUAUUAUUGGAAAUUAAAUCAGAUGUCAUCAGUGAAACUCAUCCAACCACUGGUAAUUCAUUACACAGUCAUUUAAUUACUUCUGUAGUAUUUAUUAGAAAGUUUACAAGAGCACCAAGUGAAUUGGUAGAAAUUACUUUUGGAAAAGAAUUUAAAGAUGGAGUACCAGUUGAAUUUACCAAAGAGGUUUAUAUUAUGGAAAAUUUAGAACAAGCAGAUUUAUUAUUAUCAGUAUUGAGACCAUUACUCAAGGAAUACACAAUGAGUUGUAUGGAUUGUACUGAACGAUACACCUGUCGCCAAGAAUUUGAAUUUACUCAAUGUGUCAAAUGUCAUUCAAGAUUCCUCUUUUUCGUUCCACAAUCAACCAUUGUAUCUUCAACUCCUGUCGAAGUAUCUACUCCAACUAUUGGUAGUUUAUCUUCAACUCCAACUUUUAUUUCAUCUGAUAUGUCAAGAGAAUCAGAUGAUGAUUUUAAUUUUAGAAUGGUAAAUGAUCAAAAUCUUCAAUUAUACUUUAGAAUGAAUUUGUUACAAGGUGGAAGUAAGGAAACCUAUAUCUAUAUGAUGCAAAGCAACUACAUUAGAUACAAUACUCAAGAAGAGGAAAGAUCAAUCUAUAUUCUUCUCACUUCGAUGCGAGUCUAUUUAUUGAAGAGAUCAUCAACCAUUGGAAGCAAAUUAUCGAGCAGUCUCAGUGCCAGUAGCAUUGACCCAGGAUUUACAUUGGUAGAAUCAUACUCUAUCAAGGAAAUUCGUCGUGUCAGUGUUGGAUUAUUGUACCAAUUCUUUAGAUUCGAAUUGGAAGAUGUCUGCUAUGUCUUUUUAAAGAGAUCACAUGACGCUGUACAUAAAUUCCUUGACCUAUUCUUUGAAGCUGCCAAGAAGGAAUCUAUUCCUUUGGAACCAUACUUCAAAUCCAUGGAUACUCUAAAUAAUAUUAAUCAAUUACUUCGUGAAAAGAAAGAAGAUUUUGAAUUAUAUAUUAUGCUUCAUCAAAAAGUUUCAUCAAAGAACUUACCUCGUAGUUUAAUUAUUACAAAGGAAAAGAUUUAUCUUUGUCAAGAAAACUUUGUUCAAUAUCCAUUGUUAAAUAAUUACCUCAAGACCUCUUCACCACAAUUCACAGUUGUCAAGAGUUACAAAACAACAGACGUAUCAAGUAUUAAUAUUAACCGUUCUAAAUCAUUGGAAUUGACCAUCAUAUUUGAUGUAGAAGGUGAAUCCAAGCAACAAUGGCAAUUGACCACCUCGCACGUAACCGAAAAUAGAAAGGUUGUCUCCACAAUCAAGAGACUUUGGAAAAAGAGAUUCCAUUUGGACUUGAAAGUAAUCGAACAAUAA
This is a messenger RNA of Cavenderia fasciculata, 3669 nucleotides long. RefSeq lists its product as uncharacterized. The record is from RefSeq and is a predicted model, not a curated record. Bases 1 to 3669 code for a protein of 1222 amino acids. NCBI's taxonomy places the organism in Eukaryota, Evosea, Eumycetozoa, Acytosteliales, Cavenderiaceae. The transcript is spliced from 9 exons. Gene Ontology annotation, molecular function: protein kinase binding. Gene Ontology annotation, cellular component: cytoplasm.